Messenger RNA from Paramecium octaurelia, 1302 nucleotides. The record is from the annotation of a GenBank genome assembly. NCBI's taxonomy places the organism in Eukaryota, Ciliophora, Oligohymenophorea, Peniculida, Parameciidae.
AUGUAAUAAUUAUGUUUACAAAUAUCGGAACAAACACUUAUCCCUUCUAUUGUAAUUAUUGCACUUCUUAGCCUCAUAUCUGUUGGCCUACUAUUCUAAACAUAUAAAUUACGGAAUUGGAACCCUAUUUAGGAAUUAUCACCACUAUUAACAAUAUUUCAAGGAUUAUCACUUUAUUUAUUUAUUGUGCUCACCCUACUUGCAAUUGUGCAUGAUGGUUAGAAUAAUUUCCAUACAACCAAAGUCAUAAUGAUAUUUUAGAAUUUUUUUCGAGGACUUUUUGUAUAUAUCACAGUUUUUAAAUCACUUAGAGUCACUUUGGCAUUUCACCUCAAUAUUAAGUCCUCCAAACUCUUAAAAUUUCUAUGUACCAACAUUUUUAGAUAUUAAUUUCGUAUUUUAAUAGUCGCCUUAUUGAUGACUUCUGCAUUUUGGUCAGGAAUUUAUUAUAUUGUGAUUCUUUAUAAUCAAAAAACAAACUACUCAGAUUAAGAUCAUAUAAGUGAUCUCAUUCAAUAUGAGAAUAUAAAUAUUGUUGAGGCUAUUAAUAAUACUUUAGAAAUUUUAUUGUGCAUGCUUAUCAUAUAUUGGAAUCAAAAGAUUUUUAUACCCCAAUUUGAUACUCUUCAAAAGUUUGUUAAUAAACCAUUAUCGAUCUAUGCUAUUUGGUUGUACAUUAAUACGUUCAUUAGUUACUUCAUCAAUGAGAUGGAUUGUAAAAUAUAAAAUGGACCUAUUGAAUUACCAUUCCCUUUAAUUAUUAUGGUCUUUUCUUAAAUUCUCAGAAGCAUGGUUGAAUUUUACUAUAUAGUUUACAUCCCCAUACAAUAGAGCACAUUAAUCAGAUUACCAUUAAUUCCAUCUAUAAUAUUGGAUAAUUUUCAACUGUUUAUGAGAAUUCCUCUUUGCAGUAGCGUAUUUUAUGAGUUCUUACAAUAACCGAUUUAUAGUCCCAAUUUCAAUUCGAAGGAGAGAAGAGUCAAUCAUAGUCUCAGUUUGGAAUACUCAGAUAGUUUAUAGGUACUUAAGGUGUGGAUGGCUUAUCAGAUGAAAUUAGAGAAUGGAAUAGAAGAUGAACAUUUCACGCUUUUUUUGAAUUUGGAGAAAUAAUAAAAUGAGACGCUGUUUGAUUUUAAUUAUUAACCAUAAAUUUAAGUUAGAUUAGAAAAGCAUUUGAUGUAACUCUUCGAAGAAUAUUAAAAUACAUUCUCAUAUUAUAAUAUGAAAAAAUUAUUUCAUUGUCUUGAUAAUGCAACAAAGAAUUUCUAUGAAAUGAAUAUCAUCUAAAAUUUUUUAAACUGA